AGCAGCAGCAGAGGAUCGCCAUGCAGUACCAGCCCUCCUCCUCCUCCUCCCCAGGCUCUGGAGCCCUGUAUAGCCCUCUUCCUCUUCCUCCUCCUCCUGCUCCUCACCCUCGAUCCUUCUACAUCGAGAACAUCCUGGGCAGCAGUGGAGGUCCCAUCAUCCCCCCUCCGCAGCCCCUGCCCCCGAUGCCCUCGAUGCCCCUGCCCCCUCCCAGCCUCCCUUCGCCCAAUUCCUCCUUCACCGCCUUGGUCUCCUCCUCCUCCUCCUCCUGCUCUUCCUCCUCUUCCUACCGGACCCCCAUCUACGAGCCCACCCCCCUCCACCCGGCCUUCGCCCACCCCUUGGCCCUGGCUUAUGGGGCUGCAGGGGGGGCCUAUGGGGCGCCAGGGCCCGGGCCCUUCUACCCCUUCCCCCGGGACUACGCCCAAGCCCUCCUCCGGCAGGAGCCCCUGGGGAAGCCACUGCUUUGGAGCCCCUUCAUGCAAAGGCCAUUACACAAGCGGAAAGGUGGCCAGGUGCGCUUCUCCAAUGACCAGACCGUCGAGCUGGAGAAGAAGUUCGAGACGCAAAAGUACCUCUCCCCACCAGAGAGGAAGCGCCUGGCAAAAAUGCUGCAGCUCAGUGAGAGACAGGUUAAAACCUGGUUUCAAAAUCGCCGGGCUAAAUGGAGGCGCCUAAAACAGGAGAAUCCUCAGGCUAGCAAAAAAGAAGAAUCUGGGAACGGGGAAAACCACCACAGUCCCAGGCCAGAAGGAUGCUUGAGUUCUGAGCUAGAGAAAGAGGCUUCUCCCAGCCAGUACACCCUCUCACCCGCCUCCCAGGAAGAUCUCGACUCGGAGGUCUCAGAGGACUCAGAUCAAGAGGUGGAUAUUGAAGGUGACAAGGGUUAUUUGAACAGUCCACAUCAGUAGCAGCCUGUCUCUCCCCACAACCUGGAGAAUGAAUUUUCCCUCAGUUUGCACUUUAAGAAGAGCUGGCUUGACCAAAGCAAUAUACUUGCUACAAAAGGAAAUAUCUUUCAGAGAGGGAAGGAGCAAAGCCCACAGUGGUCUAUGUCUUGCAUUAGACCAGUGGAUCCCAACAAGACAAGAAGGUUCAGGGACUCAGCAAGAAAAUAUUUGUGUUUUUGCUGGGAUUGCUCUAGUCAUCUGUAUAUUCUAGACAAUGUAUUGGUAUGUGGAAUAAAACCUUUUAUUGACUGGUGGCAGAUGCUUACUGGUGGACCAGAGGACAUAGCCACCAUAUGUACUUUUCAACCUGCUCCUUUCCAAGAUCUAAUGACACUUUGUAUUCUUCCUGCUGGUUGGGAGAAAUGCUGGGACAGUUAUGAUCCCAUCACCUUUUAUGAGUGAAAGAAGCCUGGUGCUCUUGAACUAUCUUCAUAAUGUUCUUUUACACAUCCUGCUGGGAAUAUAGUUCCACAUCUUCCUCUGUGAACUGACAACAUGAAGAUCCAUCGCCAGCUGAGGAAAAACAACAACAUCACAAAAUAAACUAUCUGGUUUUCCAAAGUGAAAAUUCUCUGCCAGAACAGGACCAUUUGCAAGAUGUCACAAAUGGAGUGGAUUGCAGAAGUUUUGUAGGCAAUCAUCUUGGUGAAAGUGGGGAGUGGAGUAUAGUAGAUCCCAUCAAGACUGAAAAUGAUGUAUAACUAGCAUGUUUCAUGAUACAUGGGCACUGAGUAUAUGUUGGGA
Messenger RNA from Sceloporus undulatus (fence lizard), 1694 nucleotides. RefSeq names its product hematopoietically expressed homeobox (gene HHEX). The record is from RefSeq and is a predicted model, not a curated record. Bases 21 to 911 code for a protein of 296 amino acids. Lineage: Eukaryota; Metazoa; Chordata; Lepidosauria; Squamata; Phrynosomatidae. Gene Ontology annotation, biological process: regulation of transcription by RNA polymerase II; cell differentiation. Gene Ontology annotation, molecular function: DNA-binding transcription factor activity, RNA polymerase II-specific; RNA polymerase II cis-regulatory region sequence-specific DNA binding. The transcript has 4 exons.